Molecule: messenger RNA, 6009 nt
Organism: Xenopus laevis (African clawed frog)
Lineage: Eukaryota; Metazoa; Chordata; Amphibia; Anura; Pipidae
Gene: atp11a.L
Product: phospholipid-transporting ATPase IH
Exons: 31
Coding region: 705-4205 (1166 amino acids)
Biological process (GO): phospholipid translocation; positive regulation of myotube differentiation; phospholipid transport
Cellular component (GO): endoplasmic reticulum; membrane; early endosome
Molecular function (GO): magnesium ion binding; ATP binding; nucleotide binding
Source: RefSeq, a predicted model, not a curated record
UAGAACAGAUUGAUGAAGGGAAGGAGGGGGCAUGUUGAGUAAAAGAGAGGGAGGGAUGUCAAGAGAAGAGAAAGGAGAGUCUUGCUCAGUAAGUGGGCGGGGCAACAUGAUAAGAAUGAGUGACUGCAAUGGAUCUAACACUGGGGAGGGAGGAGCGAGUGAGUGAAACAUUAGUAGGAGGAGGUAUCACAGACAGAAAUAGAGAAGGGGUGGAGUGUUGGUGGCAGCUCUGUUUGUGAUGUAGAAUGGGAGGGAUGUGAGUGGAGAGAGAAGCUGGGAGGGUACGAAUGAUCAGAGAACAAGCGAGCAUCUAGUUGGAGAGCUACAGGAGGGGGCACACUAACUACCUGUAUUUACACUCACACAUUGACACUUUAAGGGGCGAAUAGCACUACCGUGCCCAUGCCCAGAUACACCUGAAGGGCUGCUCCAUGGAUAGACCGGGGAGAACGUAGAACUCGCCUCUUGUAGCACUUACUAACCAUCCAGACCCAUGUGUAGCCCUCUCAUCCAUUGUGAUCCACAGAAAAACACAGAGCCGAUCCUUCCCCCAAGAGGAGUCGGGGACCCCUUUGAUUUUGUCUCGGGGGCUGCUUUGUGCGAAGACGCGUCUGACGGAGAGUAUGGAUACGGAAAGUAAGAAUUAGGUGGGGGGGAAAGAGGCAGCGGAGAAGGCAGAGGUGAGAGGGCAGCUGUCACUAGACAUGGAUUGCAGUGGGCUGAGAAGACUCAUCAACAGAUACUGUGCCGGAGAAGAGAACUGGGUAGACAAUAGAACUAUUUAUGUUGGCCACAAACAACCCCCUCCGGGCACUGAGGCUUACAUUCCUCAGAGGUAUCCAGAUAACAGGAUAGUCUCCUCAAAGUACACUUUCUGGAACUUUGUACCGAAGAAUUUGUUUGAACAAUUCAGAAGAAUAGCAAAUUUCUAUUUCCUUAUCAUUUUCCUUGUACAGCUUAUCAUUGAUACACCAACUAGUCCAGUAACCAGUGGUUUGCCACUUUUCUUUGUGAUCACUGUGACAGCAAUUAAACAGGGCUAUGAAGACUGGCUUAGGCAUAAAGCUGACAAUGCGAUGAACCAGUACUCAGUCCAUGUUGUUCAGCAUGGGAAACUGGUCAGGACGCAAAGCAGGAAAUUAAGGGUUGGAGACAUUGUAAUGGUAAGAGAAGAUGAGGCAUUUCCAUGUGAUUUGGUGUUUUUAUCAUCAAGCAGGGAGGAUGGAACAUGUUUUGUUACUACAGCUAGUUUGGAUGGAGAAUCUAGUCAUAAAACCUAUUUUGCUAUUCAAGAAACAAAAUCAUUUCACCAUGAACAGGAAAUGGACGUGCUGCAGGCUACCAUAGAAUGUGAACAGCCACAGCCUGACCUGUACAAGUUUGUUGGUCGGAUAAACAUCUACAAUGAAGCAGAUGAGCCAACUGCUAGACCUCUAGGAUCCGAGAAUCUGCUGCUUCGUGGUGCCACUUUAAAGAACACAGAGAAGAUAUUUGGUGUUGCAAUAUACACUGGCAUGGAAACCAAAAUGGCAUUGAAUUACCAGUCCAAAUCACAGAAAAGAUCUGCUGUUGAAAAGUCAAUGAAUGCAUUUCUCAUUGUGUAUCUUUGCAUUCUGAUCAGUAAAGCCUUAAUAAACACUGUGCUUAAGUACAUAUGGCAGAGCGACUCUUCCCGCGAUGAACCCUGGUACAACCAAAAAACCGAUUCAGAGAGACAAAAAAAUAAAUACCUCGGAGCAUUUACAGACUUUUUAGCUUUCAUGGUCCUCUUCAACUACAUCAUUCCUGUAUCCAUGUAUGUCACAGUGGAAAUGCAGAAAUUCUUGGGGUCCUAUUUCAUCUCCUGGGAUGAAGAAAUGUUUGAUGAAACUACUGGAGAGGGUCCUGUUGUCAACACAUCGGACUUGAAUGAAGAACUAGGACAGGUUGAAUACAUAUUUACGGAUAAGACUGGGACUUUAACUGAGAACAACAUGGAGUUUGUUGAGUGUUGCAUUGAAGGGCACGUUUAUAUUCCUCAUGUCAUCUGCAAUGGACAGAUUCUCCCUGACUGUAUGGGCAUUGACAUGAUUGAUUCCUCUCCUGGGGCUGGUGGCAAAGAGAGGGAAGAGCUAUUUUUCCGCGCACUUUGCUUAUGCCACACUGUGCAGGUAAAGGACGAAGAUCAUAUAGAUGGAGAGAAAAAAUCGAGUCACUCUGGGAGAUCCAGUGUAUAUAUUUCAUCCUCCCCUGAUGAAGUUGCACUUGUUGAAGGUGUUCAAAGGCUGGGCUAUACGUUUUUAAGGAUGAAAGAUAAUUACAUGGAAAUAUGUAACCGAGAAAAUGACAUUGAAAAGUUUGAACUGCUACAGGUUCUGACAUUUGAUUCUGUGAGGAGACGGAUGAGUGUUAUAGUCAGAUCAUCCACAGGUAACAUUUACUUGUUCUGCAAAGGAGCAGACUCGUCCAUAUUCCCCAGGGUCAGAGAAGGCAAAGUGGACCAAAUUCGAGCCAGAGUUGAACGCAAUGCAGUGGAAGGGCUGAGAACUCUGUGUGUUGCUUACAAAAAAUUUUCUCAAGAGGAAUAUGAGUUGGCUAACAAAUUGCUCAGGGAUGCACAGCUGGCACUUCAGGACAGAGAGAAGAAACUGGCAGAAGCAUAUGAACAAAUAGAACAGGAUCUUAUUUUACUAGGCGCUACAGCAGUUGAAGACAGGCUUCAGGAAAAAGCGGCGGAUACAAUAGAAUCACUCCAGAAAGCUGGCAUUAAAGUCUGGGUACUAACAGGAGACAAAAUGGAGACAGCAUCUGCCACCUGUUAUGCCUGCAAACUGUUCCGGAGGAACACACAGCUGUUAGAGCUUACUACAAAGAGGAUGGAGGAGCAGAGUCUCCAUGAUGUGCUGUUUGAGCUCAGCAGAACAGUUCUAAGGCACAGUGAAAGCUUAACAAGAGACAAUUUCUCAGGGUUUUCAACAGAUUUCCAGGACUAUGGUCUAAUUAUUGAUGGAGCUACACUGUCAUUAAUAAUGAAACCCAGGGAAGAUGGGAGCUCCACAAACUACAGAGAGGUGUUCUUGGAAAUCUGCCGAAAUUGCAGUGCAGUUCUCUGUUGUCGAAUGGCACCUCUACAGAAAGCACAGAUUGUUAAAUUAAUCAAGUCUUCGAGGGAACAUCCAAUUACGCUGGCCAUUGGUGAUGGGGCUAAUGAUGUCAGCAUGAUUUUAGAAGCACAUGUUGGUAUUGGGGUAAUUGGAAAGGAAGGAAGACAAGCUGCCAGAAACAGCGACUAUGCAAUCCCUAAAUUUAAACAUUUAAAAAGGAUGUUGUUGAUCCAUGGACAUUAUUAUUAUGUUAGGAUUUCAGAACUUGUGCAAUAUUUCUUUUAUAAGAAUGUCUGCUUUAUUUUCCCUCAAUUUUUAUACCAGUUCUUCUGUGGCUUCUCACAACAGCCUUUGUACGAUACUGCAUAUCUGACACUUUACAAUAUCAGCUUCACUUCCCUUCCCAUCCUGUUGUAUAGUCUGAUUGAGCAGCAUGUUAGUGUGGAAGUGCUGAAGAGAGACCCUACUCUGUACAGGGAUAUUGCCAAGAAUGCAUUACUGCGGUGGCGUCUGUUCAUAUAUUGGACGUUCCUAGGACUGUUUGACGCUGCAGUGUUUUUCUUUGGAGCAUAUUUUCUCUUUGACAAUGCCACCGUCACCAGCAAUGGGCAGCUCUUGACAACCAACACAUACAUGAUGCUGGGGAACUGGACCUUUGGGACAUUGGUGUUUACGGUUCUUGUUUUUACAGUGACAUUUAAGCUUGCACUGGAUACACAUUACUGGACAUGGAUCAACCACUUUGUAAUAUGGGGGUCUCUCUUGUUCUACAUCAUCUUUUCACUGCUGUGGGGAGGAAUUAUCUGGCCGUUUCUCAAUUAUCAGAGGAUGUAUUAUGUAUUUAUACAAAUGCUGUCAAGUGGUCCAGCCUGGCUGGGAAUUGUUCUCCUCAUUACAGUCAGUCUUCUCCCUGAUGUCCUCAGGAAAAUAAUAUGCAGGCAGCUGUGGCCCACGGCAACAGAAAGGAUCCAGGAUGUUUCCAUGAAGUCCAAGGAGGUUUCUGAGUUUACCCCUCUUGCCACAAUGCAAAGCCCAACCUACCAAAGCAACGACUUCAACAGUGCUACAUCCAGCAGCUGGUGUUGCAUUUGUGCACAUUUUUUUUCCAGAAAUACUGGCUAGCAGUCAUUGUAAGUCGCCAAAUGGGUUUAUUUUGUACUUCUAGUACUCCCCAUAGUAGAGAUAGAUUUCUAGUGCAUGUGUUAUGUGUCUAUGUGUCUUGCAGCCCAUGUAUUGUCAGCAGCUCUGUUCAAUAAGUCCCUUUCAGAACUGAAUGCAUUGGUUUCAGUACUUAAUACAUUAUGGAAUAGGCCCAAGUGAUGUCCUUACAUGUCAACAUGUUUAAAUUUGUAUAUGUUUCAGCCGUCAGGUUUUUUUCACAUAUUUAUUACAGAAAGACUGUUACAAAACCAAAACAGUUCACAAUAUCGCUGGGCUAUAGGAGCUGCUGAUUCUAGUGUGUAUGAAUUAUGUAUUUUUCCAAACAAUAUCAGAACCCUAGAUUUGCAGUCCAAUUCCUUAACCCAUUGUUAAUGCUAAUGUGUAGCAGUCCUGUUUGAAAAAUGUAGCGCUCACAAUGUUCUCUGGAUGUCAUUCUUGUUGUGUAGGUUCUUCUGUAUCCCUUUCUCUCAUAGUUCUUUAGUAUUUACAGUCACUACUAAAUAUACUAUUAGGGUCUGGCCACACAAGCAGAUUCAGGGAGAUUAGUCGCCCCAGCACCAGAAUGCGCUAUAUUUAAAAUAAUAUUGAUAAUUAUUGUUUAUUUUAUAUUUUAACUUUCACUGUCAAUUCUCUAAUAACAGACUGAAACCCAUCAGAAUUACAUGUAGUGAAUCACAGCAAGGUUCUAUUAGCCAAACUGCCUUUAAGCUACUCCCAGCCCAGUGCUGUUUACCCAUCAUGCACCCAGUGAUGAGAAGAGAGGGAGAUUUUUUGUAAGUCGUGUUGAGUUUGGUGUGAGCCUUCAAUAGACUGGAGUUAAAAAUGUAAAUAGUAGUCCAGCCUAUUGAAGGAUUAUGCAGCCCCCAGCCCAAUGUGACUGACAGAACCCGUGUGCCAGAAAAGGCUACUUUGAAUAUCAGAAAAGGCAAGUAGCCCUGGGAUUGAGGGCAUUUUAGGGGUUAAAAAGAAAUACUGUGGUUUAUUACAACCAAUACUGAUCGUGUCUGUUAUAGAAACAGAUCAGUAUCACAUUAACUAUUUCCAGUUGUGUUUAGAAGCUCCAUUGUUUUAACAUUCGCCUGCAUUGAAAGAAGAUCUAAAAUGUGAUAUUAUUUAAAUUUAAUUUCAGUCCAUCGUAACUUUCCUACUGUAAAAGUGAUGUGUGUUACUCCCACAAAACCUGAGAGCUUUUAACAAGUGUAUUAUAUAUAUAAUAUAUAAUACACUUGUAUAUAUAGUGUAUUAUAUUUUUCGAAUAUAUAUUACAGAAACCUGCAUUUCUAAUUAUUAGGACGUGUAAAGGGCAAAGUACAUUUAAAAUGAAUAGCACAACUUAUUAUUUUUCUAAUCAAAUGUUGAAGCCUCUUUGAAGUGUAGUAGGCACAAAAUAUUUUCCAGAGCUUUAGUCUGCAGGCUAAUCAUUCGAGUACACACCAGUGUUCUGAUUUGAAAUUCCAAUCCUUCGCGUUUGAUGCAAAUAAAAUGGGAAUAAAUGUAAUUAGCCUGGAAACAAGUUACAGAUCUGCAUGUAACCAUUUACCCUAAAUUCAAAAAUAAUUCCAAAUCAUAUAACAUCUAAAAUCAAAUCAACUUAAAAUCAAAUCCUUAGUAAACAUAAUAAUAAUAAAUAUAAUUUAAACUGUAGUUUACAUUAUCUCAUUACUCUUACUUUUUUCACUCUGCUGGUAGUGUUUAUAAAGGUGUGUAAAAGCAAAUGCACUUCAUCACCACUUUAACCGUGUAAUAUCAUAUGUAUUUAAAUAGA